Oxyura jamaicensis (ruddy duck) is the source of this 1363-nucleotide messenger RNA. It is a transcript of the gene E2F1, whose product is annotated as E2F transcription factor 1. Gene Ontology annotation, cellular component: Rb-E2F complex. Lineage: Eukaryota; Metazoa; Chordata; Aves; Anseriformes; Anatidae. Gene Ontology annotation, molecular function: DNA-binding transcription factor activity, RNA polymerase II-specific; protein dimerization activity; RNA polymerase II cis-regulatory region sequence-specific DNA binding. The record is from RefSeq and is a predicted model, not a curated record. The annotation marks the transcript as partial. Gene Ontology annotation, biological process: G1/S transition of mitotic cell cycle; regulation of transcription by RNA polymerase II. The transcript has 6 exons.
GGAGCCCCUGUCCCGCAGGUGAAGCGGAAGCUGAAUCUGGAGACGGACCACCAGUACAUCGCCGAGAGCCUGCCGGCGGCACGCGGCAAGCCCAGGAACCCCGGCAAAGGGGCGAAGUCUCCUGGGGAGAAGUCCCGCUACGAAACCUCGCUGAACCUCACCACCAAGCGCUUCCUGGAGCUGCUGAGCAAGUCGCCCGAUGGCGUGGUGGACCUCAACUGGGCGGCCGAGGCGCUGAAGGUGCAGAAGAGGCGAAUCUACGACAUCACCAACGUCCUGGAGGGCAUCCAGCUCAUCACCAAGAAGUCCAAGAACAACAUCCAGUGGCUGGGCAGCCAGGCCACCGCGGGGGCCUCCAGCCAGCAGCGGCUGCUGGAGAAGGAGCUGCGGGAGAUGCAGGCGGCCGAGCGGCAGCUGGACGACCUCAUCCAGACGUGCACGGUGCAGCUGCGGCUGCUCACCGAGGACCCCGCCAACCAGCACGCAGCCUACGUCACCUGCCAGGACCUCCGGAGCAUUGUGGACCCCUCCGAGCAAAUGGUGAUGGUUAUCAAAGCCCCCCCGGAGACCCAGCUCCAGGUCUCAGACCCGACGGAGGCAUUCCAGGUCUCCGUGAAAAGCACUCAGGGCCCCAUUGACGUGUUCCUCUGCCCCGAGGACAGCUCGGGGGUCUGCAGCCCCGUCAAGAGCCCCUUCAAAGCGCCCACGGAGGAGCUGUCCCCCGGCUCGUCGCAGCCCAGAGCCUCCCCUCUCCUGCAUCCCGCCCAGGACGUGAACAUGCCGCUGCUGCCCGGCGAGCAAGAGGCCCUGCUGCCGGGCGCAAGCGUGCUGCCCGCCAAGUGUCCCGCUGAGGAGGUGAGCCUCUCGCCGCUGGCCUCCAUGGACGCCCUCCUGGAGCAGAGCAAGGACGAUUUCUCGGGCUUCUUGGCGGACGAGUUCAUCGCCCUGUCGCCGCCGCAGCCGCAGGAUUACCACUUCGGCCUGGAGGAGGGCGAGGGCAUCAGCGAGCUCUUCGACUGUGACUUUGGGGACUUCACGCCCUUGGACUUCUGAGGCAGGCGGCUGCCCGCGUCCGAGCGCAGCCGCCGAGGGUGAGGCCCCCCCGCUGCGAAGGGGCCGUGGGGCAGAGCCGGGGACGGCCACCCUGUGCCCCCCGCACCUGGCGCGGCUCUGCCUUUGCGUGGGUUCUGGUGCCUUUCCUGGGGGUGUCCCUCGGCGGUGCAGUGGCCACAGGCCCUCUCGCCACCCCCCCCUGCAAUAUUUCCUUCCCCUCCAGCACCUCGCCACGGUGCGAGCAAGCCCAGUGCCGCUCAGGGCUGCUCUGGUCCUGGGGGGGGGGGAUGCCGGGGUGCAAGGGGGGGGC